GGUUUCUUCGCAACAACGCAAGGAAACAAGAUGGAGGGGUCGGACAAUGGUAGUGUCCGCUCUGAAAGCGCUGGAGAGCCCUUUCAGGACGUAUCAACCGAAACUCUACAGCAGCAAGUGAUAGAGACCAAGUAAUAAACCCUUUUAUUUUAUUAAUUGGAGAGAUUUAAGUAGUAAUGAUUGCUAAAAUUACUUACAUAAUUGUAUUUGUAAUAAAUCACACCAACUGUCAAAAGUGACUAACACUGGCGUCACUGGGGCACACACUUUACACAGUAAAUUAUUGAGUAAUCUCAAUUUUUUUGUAUUUAGUAUGUUUUCCUAAAUUGAUGUUAACUGUUAAGUAUAUACAAUAAACCUAGUAUCCACCUAAAUUCUUUCACCCAGACCUAAGCAAGGCAACAAUUUCAAUUACAAAAAUUAAAAUACUAGUUACUAGUAGACCAAUCUAUUCCAAAAGACCAAAGAGGUCCUAGGCCUAUAUUUGAGAAUGUCAUGUGGCACUGUUCUCACUCUCACCGUUAUGUUUAUAAGAUCCUUUAAAAAUUAAAGGGUAAUUGCAAAUUGAGAUCAGAUUUCAGUUGUUUAAUCGAAAUCACAAUUAAGAAUUCUGCCAAAUUACAUGGCUGUACUCUAUCAUAACUUGGAGAUGAGUUUUUGAAGAAGUUUUGAAAAAAAAAUGCUUAAAAAAAUUAUACCUAAAGUUUUUUAAAGGUAAAGAUAUUAACUUACAUAUUUUUUUUUAUUGAUCUAUUUAGUAGAAAAAUGGAUGAGAUUUGUUUAAAAGUAUGAGUGUGGACUUGGAAUGACGAACAAAACCACAAAAUUAAACUGUUAUGUUUUCAAUGUUUUUGUUUCAAACAAGUAACUUAAACAUAUAUAUAUAUACAUAAAUACAAGUUCUCAAUCAGGUAUUGACUUUCUGCUUGUGUCCGGAACACGGUUCAUAAACACAUACUCUCCUACAGUCAGUGUCUCUGCGUAUGCGCGCUGCUUCACCUGGCUGGCUAUCGGUACGGUCUAGUCCACUAGUCCACCAUAACAAAAAUGGAUGAGAUUUGUUUAAAAGUGUGGAGUGUGGACUUGGAAUGACGAACAAAACCACAAAAUUAAACUUUAUAAAUUACCUAUUAAGUCUUAAGCUGAAUUAAGUUAUAAUUAUUAUGGUAAAUAAUGAUUGUUUUCACUGUUAUGAAUUUAAUGAACAUGUUAACUAUUGUUGACAUAUUUAUUUUCAUACCUUCCUAGAAUAUAUAUGAUAUAUGCUAACAUAUAAAAUCCGCACAUCUACUUUUUUAAAAUUAAAAAUUCCAUUUAAAAAUUAUAUUAUUGCUAGUUAUACGACAUUCUUAAUUAACAAAAUAAAAAAUAUAUUCACUAUGUUACUGUUACGUGGCAUCAUAAAUUGUGAAUUACAAAUUGUAUCUAAAAAAUACCAUAAAUUUUUGUAUUUUCUUAAGUUCAUACAUUAAAUAUACACUGAAUUUUAGUAUUUAAUUUGUCCUGUCCAGUUGAUCUCAUUCUUGAUGUUCCACUCCUUACAUUUCUUUUCUUUGCACCACUGAACAUACAAAAUCAUUACAAGACUCAUAAAAAUAUCAUUACUUUUAAUUCUCUAGGUAUGAUAGAAAUUAUUGUAUAUUCAAUAGCUCGCAUAAUAAAACACCCAAUAACGGUGCUAAUUGAGAUCCUUAAGUAUUUUUCAAGUGCGUUUGGUGCCUAAUUUUUUUUUUACAUUACAUUAAUUGUCUCAGUUUAAAUAUGGUGUAAUGAAUCUGCCAUGUAAAAGGGUGUUGGUCAUUAGAAUAUUAAAAAAGUGUAUACCCUGGGGGUGUAUCAAUAUUUUGGAUUUUUAUAAAGUUCAUUACUUGAGUGCAUGUUUUUUCAAUGGCCUAUAGCAGAUGGAGAGUUCAAGCAUUGCAGCCACCAUUGUUUGGCAGGCUGUAACUAGUAAUAUUAUAAAAAAAUAUAAAUUUUCUUUUUCCAAACAGUCAUGCUAUUGAAACAUUGCAAGCUGAAACUCUUAUGUUCGAGAAGUAUCUUGAACGAUCAGAACCACCAGAUAGCCCAUUAUUAUCAAGUUACCAUGGCAAGCAGAUGAGAACCGAACAUAAUUUAGCACAACGUGUGCGUGCCAAGACUCGCUCAAGUGCUGUAGAUAAAUCCUUAAAAUUAACACCAGAACAAAAAUGUGAUAUUGCCCAAAGAGAAAUUGAAGAGCUGCGCGAUGACAUUAAUAGGCUGAGAGAUGAUUCAGAAAAAGUGUUGGACACCCUUAAGGUAUGGAUAUUACUUAUUUACAAUAUUUAUUUGAAUCGGCAACUCAAUGAAUAGAUUACACAAACAAGUGAUGUUUGUAAGACUAUGUGUUGUUGCUGAUUAUACCUACUGCUGCUUGUAAGACUUCUCUACUGCUGUUUUUAAGACUACCUGGUUAUGUUUGUUAUUUUCUUUACAAUUAAUAUAAUCAUCUUUAAUUUUUUUAAUUCAGAACCUUCAUAAUCAUUUUAUGGUAAGAUGAACUUAAAGAAUGAAAUAACUCAAAUUAUUAUUUUUUAGGCUAUCAUGGAAGAAGCUGAUAUAAGAUUGUCUGAGGUGAAAAAAGAAUCCUAUGAAUUUGAAAGAGAUAUUGUUAAAGGUUCUGUGAAUCACCGCACAAAUAAAGUGAUAGCUGAAAAAUGCAUGAGAUAUUUUGAGGACAAACUUAGGACCCGGGUAUGUAAACAACUUUAAUAAGGGAUAAAGUCAAAAACAUGUUUUCAUGUGACCUUUGCCUUGUUUUGAAAUUAAAUUAUUAAAAUAAUAAAGUCCUAUUUAUUUGACUUGGGCAUACUAGCUGUGUCAAGAAAAUAAUAUAUAUGUUUUGUCAAAAACAUAAAAAAUAUGAUUUAUACAUAUUUGUAAGUUUGUGCUUUAUGUUCUAUCCCCAAAAAUCUAAUUUAACUUAAUUUCCUAUCGCUGGCAACAAAAAUUCAUCUUAAUGAACAAGAAUGUAAAAAAAUUAUAAUGAAAAGGUGAUACUCCCCAGCUAUGGAUCAAACCAAGAAUUGCUUAUUUUGCUUGUUUUGAGAUAUUGGAGGUCCACAAAAUUGUCUUCUGUAGAAAAGUCUGGAAAGUUAUUUAACAGUGGUAUUUUUUUAAUUCUAUGUUUGAAAAUGUUUGAUAAAAACAUGGAAAUAUACCGGGGAGUCAAAGAGUUAAAUUAGCUUAAAAAACUUACUAUGUAGAUGGUAUUCCAUGAUGUCAUCUAAUUGAAUUUUUUAUAAAUUACAAAAUUAUUUAUAAUCAAUUAAAAAAAAAAUAUGCAGUUAGCCAUAAUGUCGAGGCAGUCAAAUUUUAAAAACAUGCUUGAAAAAACUGUGCUAUUUGACUAAACUCAGACGUAAACACUAAAAAAAUAUUAAAAUAUAACUUGUAAAGAAUACAGACUUUAUAUAAAAUAUACUAUUUAUUGCCUUUUUCAUAUCUUUAGGAUGCUUUAAUUGAAAAGCUUCGACUUAAAAAUGCUCAACUCAAAGUUCAGAAGAAGAAGCUCAUGAUGCAGUUGAGGCAGGUAGGCAUCCUAUCAUAAAUGUUAUAAUUUUAGUGCUGUGACCCCUUGGCGACCCACAGCCAGGAUUAUGCCUGGGAAUUUAAAAUGAGUGUUGAGAAGUUAAUAUCACUGUUAGACUUUUCAGUUUCAGUUUCUUUUAAAGCCAAACUUUUUUAGUUGCCACUGUCAUUUUGUAACAUUAAAUCGUUAAUAUUCACAUCUGAAGUAAACAUUUUAUUCUUGAAACCAACUGCUACAAAUAAUUCUGUGUUAACAAGAUAUUUUAUUAGAGCCCAUCAAUACUAUGUCUCUCUAUGAUUUCUUUCAAAACAAAAUGUUUGCUAUUUUAAAAAAAAUAUGUAGGAAUAUAAAGAAUUUUCAAUAUAAAAAAAAAAAUGAAAACAAAACCAGUCCUGAAGUCUCCAAAAAACCUUGUACUCAGUCUCCCAAAAACCUAGUACACAGACUCCAAAAAAACCUCUACUCAGACUCCCAAAAACCCUGUACAAAGACUCAAAAAAACCCUGUACACAAAGUCCCAAAAACUCUGUAUGAAAUAAAACACUAAAAAAUUAUGAUAUGCCAAAAAAAAUUCCACUUAACAAUUUCAAAUGAGUUACCAUUGUAAACUUAUGUACGGAUUGAAUUCCAAACAAGAGGUUAGCAGACAUUCUGAUAAGUGAUGCCAUUUUUGAACAAAUUAAACUUUAAAAAAAAUGAUAACCUGGUCCUUUCUUGUUGAAAAGACAUUUACAUUGUAAACACUAAAGUACUAACAAUAGGAUACAUUUUCUUAAUUAUUCUUAAAACGUUACCAGUGUCAUUGUAACCCAGUGUGAGAACUAUCUUCCUAAUUCAUGAUGAAUUUCCUUUUCAGAAAGAAGAGAUGGGAGAGGUUCUCAAUGAAGUUGACUUCAAUCAACUCAAGAUAGAAAACCAGCAAUUUCUGGAGAAAAUUGAUGAAAGAAAUCAAGAUCUUUUGAGGCUAAAACUGAUGGCUGGGAACACACUGCAGGUGUUAAACUCCUACAAGGUAGGCUGGGAACACACUUCAGGUCUUAAACUCAUACAAGGUAGGCUGGGAAAACACUGCAGGUGUUAAACUCCUACAAGGUAGGCUGGGAACACACUUCAGGUCUUAAACUCCUACAAGGUAGGCUGGGAACACACUGCAGGUCUUAAACUCAUACAAGGUAGGCUGGGAACACACUUCAGGUCUUAAACUUAUACAAGGUAGGCUGGGAACACACUGCAGGUGUUAAACUCCUACAAGGUAGGCUGGGAACACACUUCAGGUCUUAAACUCAUACAAGGUAGGCUGGGAACACACUGCAGGUGUUAAACUCGUACAAGGUAGGCUGGGAACACACUGCAGGUCUUAAACUCCUACAAGGUAGGCUGGGAACACACUUCAGGUCUUAAACUCAUACAAGGUAGGCUGGGAACACACUGCAGGUCUUAAACUCAUACAAGGUAGGCUGGGAACACACUUCAGGUCUUAAACUCCUACAAGGUAGGCUGGGAACACACUUCGGUCUUAAACUCAUACAAGGUAGGCUGGGAACACACUUCAGGUCUUAAACUCCUACAAGGUAGGCUGGGAACACACUUCAGGUUUUAAACUCAUACAAGGUAGGGUGGGAACACACUGCAGGUCUUAAACUCAUACAAGGUAGGCUGGGAACACACUUCAGGUGUUAAACUCCUACAAGGUAGGCUGGGAACACACUUCAGGUCUUAAAAUCAUACAAGGUAGGCUGGUAACACACUGCAGGUCUUAAACUCAUACAAGGUAGGCUGGGAACACACUGUAGGUCUUAAACUCAUACAAGGUAGGCUGGGAACACACUGCAGGUGUUAAACUCCUACAAGGUAGGCUGGGAACACACUUCAGGUCUUAAACUCAUACAAGGUAGGCUGGGAACACACUGCAGGUCUUAAACUCAUACAAGGUAGGCUGGGAACACACUUCAGGUGUUAAACUCCUACAAGGUAGGCUGGGAACACACUUCAGGUCUUAAAAUCAUACAAGGUAGGCUGGGAACACACUGCAGGUGUUAAACUCAUACAAGGUAGGCUGGGAACACACUGCAGGUCUUAAACUCAUACAAGGUAGGCUGGGAACACACUGCAGGUGUUAAACUCCUACAAGGUAGGUUGGGAACACACUUCAGGUCUUAAACUCAUACAAGGUAGGCUGGGAACACACUGAAGGUCUUAAACUCAUACUAGGUAGGCUGGAAACACACUGCAGGACUAAAACUCGUACAAGGUAGGCUGGGAACACACUGCAGAUCUUAAACUCACACAUGAUAGGCACAACACACUGCAGUCUUAGUUUCUUAAAAUAUAAGAUAAUAGUCUUAACUUAAAAAAAAAGGUUUUCAAAGCUAAUUAAUAAUUACUUCUAGAUCAGUGUUUAGAUAAGACCUCUAUUGGAAAACCUCAAAAAUAAAUUGCGAUUGAGAAGAAAAAAACAUGUGAGAUUUCUAUACCUUUACUUACUGAGCUGAUAUUUGUUACAUUAACAAAAAUACAUGAGCUUUUAGCUCUUUUAAUUACUUAGAUAUUUUGCCCACUCUUAAAAACUGCUACCUCUUACAAAAGAGUCUGAGAGACUGAAAAGUGAUAUUAGCUUUGAGAUUUCCGUUCCCUUACUGACAUAGAUGAUAUUUUGUUCAUUCAGAAAAAGCUGCUAACUCUUACAAAAGAAUCUGAGAGACUGAAGAGUGAAAUUAACUUCCGUCAAGAUAUGGAUUCCAGAAUUCAAGCUGAGACAUCAGUAGCUGAAACAGUACGUGUUGAGCUACGUGUAAUUUUAUUACCCUUCUACUUCUGUAUCAUGCCAUAGUGUAAAAAUACUUGUUUCCUUAUGUCCAGUUUGAUUUCACAUCAUUAAGGAUUGCUCGAUUAUGUCCAGUUUGAUUUCACAUCAUUAAGGAUUGCUCGAUUAUGUCCAGUUUGAUUUCACAUCAUUAAGGAUUGCUGGAUUUUGUCCAGUUUGAUUGCUGGAUUAUGUCCAGUUUGAUUUCACAUCAUUAAGGAUUGCUCGAUUAUGUACAGUUUGAUUUCACAUCAUUAAGGAUUGCUGGAUUAUGUCCAGUUUGAUUGCUGGAUUAUGUCCUGUUUGAUUUCACAUCAUUAAGGGUUGCUGGAUUAUGUCUAGUUUAAUUGCUGGAUUUUGUCCAGUUUGAUUGCUGGAUUAUGUCCAGUUUGAUUUCACAUAAUUAAGGAAUAUGAAAGAGUUUUCUGAUACUCAAUUAGUUUAUUUUUCUUCAAGUACUAGUAAACUUACACCAGUAAUCUAACUUGCUCCAUUAAUAUUCUUACUUACACCAGUAAUAUAACUUACUUGUUUAAUAUUCUUUCUUACACCAGUAAUCAUAGUUACUCCAUUAAUAUUCUUUCUUACACCAGUAAUCAUAGUUACUCCAUUAAUAUUCUUACUUACACCAGUAAUCUUUCUUAUUCCAUAAUAAUCCCUUUUUACACCAGUAAUCUUUCUUACUCCAUAAAAUUCUUACUUACACCAGUAAUCAUAGUUUCUCCAUUAAUAUUCUUACUUAUACCAGUAAUUUUACUUACACCAUUAACAUUCUUACUUACACCAAUAUUCUUACUUACACCAGUAAUCUUACUUACUCCAUUAAUAUUCUUAAUUACACCAGUAAUUUUACUUACUCCAUAAAAUUCUUACCUACACCAGUAAUAUUUCUUACUCCAUUAAUAUUCUUACUUACACCAGUAAUCUUACUUACUCCAUUAAUAUUCUUACUUACACCAGUAAUCUCACUUCACCAUUAAUAUUCUUACUUACACCAGUAAUCUCACUUACACCGGUAAUCUCACUUACUAACACCAGUAAUCUCAGUUACUUACACCAGUAAUCUCACUUACUUACACCAGUAAUCUCACUUACUUACACCAGUAAUCUCUCUUACUAACACCAGUAAUCUCCACCUUCUUACACCAGUAAUCUCACUUACUUACACCAGUAAUCUCACUUACUUACACCAGUAAUCUCACUUACACCAGUAAUCUUUCUUAAGAUGUGUUUAAAACUGGUGCUUCUUCUCCUUUUGAUUCAUUUUACUCUGUAUUUCUUCAGGAAAGAGCCAAAGCUGAACAGAUGAACAAGAAAUUGCGCAAGCAGCUGAGCAACUUCAAGGUGCCCAGUGUCAUGGAAUAUGUCAAAGAGAAGGCAUCCAUGUAUGAGCUCAAUAAAAAAGUCAAGAGCUGGGAAAGGAAGGUCGACAUAGCAGAGGUGAUUCAAUGAAGUUUUAAAUUGUACACCAUUGAGCAUUUGACGUUCUUGACAUUGUGAGGAAGCAAAAGAGGUGUUUGUGUUCUACAAUUAAAAUCAUACUUAAAAGAUUUAAUAAUUGCAUUUUAGGCUUUUUCUUUUUGUGAGCCAUUAUUUUAGGUUUUGUGCACAUCAAAGAGAGGUGAGAAUCAUGCUUUUAUGUUGUGCACAUCAAAGAGAGGUGAGAAUCAUGCUUUUAUGUUGUGCACGUCAAAGAGAGGUGAGAAUCAUGCUUUUUAUGUUGUAUCAAAUUGUUAGACCAUUACACCUCAUGAUGUUUUUAUCAGUCGGCAUGAAUCUCUUUAAUUCUAGAUGGCGCUGAAGACGCAUCGUAAGACCUGGCAACAAAUUGUGGCCAGAGGAGCGUUCUCCCGUGAUCAGUGGCAGGGAGCCAUACAAGUUUAACAUGGAUGAACAUUUCACUGGGGUAAACAUAACAAACAAAUUGUGAACAUGUGUUUUUAAACUUUUAAAUGCAUUUUAUUAUUUUGGUCUAGAUGAGUUUUAUUGUUGGUCAAAAUUUCAGCCUUAAGUUGGCUUAUUUAAUAAAAAAAAUAAGAUUUGAAAUUUUCUGGUUUUAUUGUUUUAAGCAAAUGUUAAGACAACAAUAAUUUUGACAGUAUCUAUGUUUUCCAUCCAACAUUGUGGGUAUAAUUGACAAAAUGAUAUAUAUAGAGAUUUUAAAAUUAGGGCUUUAAAUAGUCUUUAAUUUUUUAUCAAGGUAAAAAAAAAAAAAAUACAAUUUGUCCAUUCACUGCAGAUGUUUCUCAAGGGAUGUUCAAUUUAAACUCAGUGCUCUCCCUCAGUGGCGUCGCUAGGGGGGUGUGGGGGGUGCGGACCGCACCGGAUGUCACCAUGACAGGGGUGACACCAAAUUGAAAAAUUUCAUACUUGCAGAGCACACGCUGCUCGGUCUAACCGAAUUUCAUUAAAGGAAAAGCCAUCACGUGUACAUUUACCACUCAAGUUACCAAUCCAAAUGCGUGGUUUUUAAAAGUUCAAGUCUGAUGCGUCAGAAAUGAGGUGACCCUAUAAUUAGAUCACAAAUACACUGUUUUGACCAUGAUUCAACAUCAAUUCUAUUAUGGAAUUUCUGUGGAGAGAAGAUUAAGAUUUAAGAAGAGAGUGGACAAUUAAAAGGUGCUGGACAGUCUCUGCGAGUAGGAAACAGUACGGAGCCAGUGGGCUGUAUUUAUCGCCUGGGUUAACUCUAGAUCAGAUUAUCAGCAAUUAAGGAAGUAACUGAUAUGUUUAGGGCUGUUCAACUCAAGAGCCUACUAUCAGCAAGUGAAGUAGAGUUAUUGUUGUCUGUUUCCAAAUUAACUUUCUUCUAUGUCGAGGUAUCAGAAGUUGAACUUUUAAAAGAAAUACCAGGCUUGAAUUUCACAAAGUCAAGGACGGGUCAGUAUUUGAGUUUGAGGUUUUCAAAUUCAUAGCUGAAUAGAAUCUCUUCAAUACUCUCGCUCAGCCUUUCAUGGUUUCUUAAGAUAUUUGUGUAUGUGGCUUCAUGUGAGCAGAUCUUUUCAAAACUAAGGCUUAUCAAGAACUAUUUACUAUCCACCAUGAUACAGUCAAGGAUUUCUGAUUUGGCUCUACUAGCAAUUGAAGGAGAUAUGGUGAAGGAUAAUGAUUUUGAUCAAGUGAUUGACAGAUUUGCCACUUUAAAGACCAGGAAAUGAAUUUUGUAAAGUAAAUUUAAUGUAAAAUAACUAUAACUUAAAGUUGUUACUGCUCUUAUAUAAAUUGACCUGCUGACCUUAAAUUAAUUUGCUUUUGUACUUGUCAAUGUUAUAUUGUGGACUUUUUUGAAGAAGAAAUCCAUCGUGGAAGUGACACCAUGAGUUUACCGCACCGGGUCACACCAACCCUAGCUAUGCCACUGCUCUCCCUUCUAUGGUCUUUGCUAUGCGUUGACUGAUGUGUUAUCUCGCCUUAUGCUGUUAUGUUAUGUGGCCAAUGAGCCAGAACAAUGAGUCAGUUCACUCCCAAAUUGACAUUGAGAAUGGAUAAAUACAAACACGUGGGCAAAAGAAAUCAGGCAACUCAGUAUUAGUAUUUAUUAAGGACUUCUCAAACCAUUCCAGGGCCUUGUUGGCAUACGUUGAGUGACCAAAAUAUGUAACAACAAUUUCAUAUCAUUUUAGUAUUUAAAUUGCAUGUAAUUUCAUUUAAGAGACAUUUCAAAGUGAGAUGAGAAUCUAUUGUUAUGUCAGCUGCUAGUGUAUUUGUUUUUGACAAGACCAAACACAUUCUCAGCCAGGGUACUUGAUGCUGUUUUGGGAAUGAUUAUUUAAAAAUCUCUCUUGCCGUAACAAAUAAUUACAACAUUGACAGGAAGGUAAAAUUUUUUAAUUUUAUUUUCAGAAAACAAAAUUUCUGUACUGAGCACAACAUAUUUAAAUGACCAAAACAUUUUCUUUUGCUAUUUUAAAAUUAUUGUUUAAGAUAUCUGUUCAUUAGCUUUGUCUUAGCUUAAAGUUUUUUUUUAAGUCCAAAGGAUGUUUCUACUUAUUUGAAGACAAAAUUUAACCAAAUUCAUAAUGCAUAAGGUCAGUUACAGUGCAUAUUACAACUGACAAAAAUAUAUUUCACUGAGGUGAUUUUUGAAGCUUUUCAUUUUAUGAAUAUUUACAACCUAAAGGUUUGGCUUUGUAUAAAUAUUUACAACCUAUAGGUUCAGCUUUGUUUGCUUUAAUUUUAAAAUGUUGACAAUGAUAAUAAAAAAAAUGUUAUAAAUAAAAUUUUUGACAAGGGAAACUUGAAAAACAAACUUGUUAUGUUUUAAAUUUCUAUAAACUUGGUGACUUAUGAUUCCUUCUGUUUAUACAUUUGAAUAAUAUUGGAAUAGAAAUUUCUGGCAUCCGUCCGUCACAAUGUGAUGAUGGUGUAGACUCUUUAGGACGAAAUCCACAAGGACUAAGGUUAUUCUUUU
Molecule: messenger RNA, 10767 nt
Organism: Lymnaea stagnalis (great pond snail)
Lineage: Eukaryota; Metazoa; Mollusca; Gastropoda; Lymnaeidae
Source: the annotation of a GenBank genome assembly